Hansenula anomala is the source of this 1183-nucleotide messenger RNA. RefSeq names its product D-arabinose 1-dehydrogenase (NAD(P)(+)) ARA2 (gene ARA2). The record is from RefSeq and is a predicted model, not a curated record. Bases 1 to 1005 code for a protein of 334 amino acids. Gene Ontology annotation, cellular component: cytosol. The transcript has a single exon. Gene Ontology annotation, molecular function: D-arabinose 1-dehydrogenase [NAD(P)+] activity. Gene Ontology annotation, biological process: dehydro-D-arabinono-1,4-lactone biosynthetic process. Lineage: Eukaryota; Fungi; Ascomycota; Saccharomycetes; Phaffomycetales; Wickerhamomycetaceae.
AUGACUAUUGCUGAUUUGAAACCAAUAGGACCAGCUAAUGUACCAGUCUCUGGGAAAAUAAAAGAUUUGCCACCUUUAUUACUAGGCGGUGCAGUUUUCAAUCAACAAUUUAAUGAUAAUCCAGAAAAUUUACCAGCUGAAGAAAUGUUGAAAAUUGCUUUCAGUAAAGGUAUUUCAGCUAUUGAUACAUCUCCAUACUAUGGUCCAUCUGAAAUAAUAUUGGGUAAUGCUCUUAAGAAUAUCAAACCUGAGUUUCCUAGAGAAAAUUACUAUAUCGUUACAAAAGCUGGAAGAGUUAAAUUAAAUGAUUUUGAUUAUAGACCGGAAUCAAUUAGAAAAUCAGUAUUAAGAAGUUUAGAAAGAUUGGAUACUGAUUAUUUGGACCUUGUUUAUUUGCAUGAUGUUGAAUUUGUUUCAGAAGAUAAAAUUUUGAAAGCUUUAGUUGAGUUGAAAAACUUGAAAUCACAAGGUAUUAUAAGACAUUUUGGUAUAAGUGGAUAUCCUGUUGAAUUUUUGUAUCAUAUUGCUAAAACAGUGGUCAACAUACCAGAAAUUGGUCCAUUAGAUGCCAUUUUAUCUUACUCAAAUUUCAAUUUACAAAAUGAAAUCUUGAGAGAUUAUAUUGACAAGUUUUAUAAUGAGGCAAAAUUGACCAAAUUAUUGACUGGUUCAAUUUUAAGUAUGUCACUAUUAAGAUCUGGAUCAACACAUGAAUUUCAUCCAGCUUCAAAAGAGCUAAGGGAUAAAUGUCAAGAGAUUGCUAAAUUAACAGCUUCUAAAGGUGUUGAAUUGGCGGAUUUAGGUACAAGAUAUGCUAUUAGAGAAUUCAAAGAUAAGGGACCUGUGGUAUUAGGUGUUUCCAAUAUUCAAGAAUUAACAAAUGCAAUUGAACAAUAUUGGAAUGUUGUUGACAAUACAAUUGAUGAUACUGAAUUAGUUACAGAAGUUAAAGAGGCGUUUGGUGAACAUUUGAAUGAAACUUGGGAAUCCGGAAUUCCACAUUAGAUACAUUGAUAGAUAUAAUGAUAGAUACAAUGUGUGUAUAUUUCAGCGAAUAUCGAGUUUAAUCUGAUUUUUUAUCACUAACAACACCUUCAUUUGUAUUCAACUUGUCACUCAAUUCAUCAUAUGAUUUUUCUAACCCUUUUUUCUGACUUUUAAAAGUUUCAAUAUCUUUUUCCUU